UCAUUUUUCUCAGUUUGCAUAAAACGUUACUGAUUCUAGAUUGUGUACAUUAUUUAUGCUUCCUUAGUUUAUCAGGAUGCAAUACAAAGCAACACCUUCCUGUCCUGACUGUAGAUAGGAACUUCCUUCCAAGUAAUACAUGGUGAAUUGGCUUGUAGCUCUUAUGAAUGGAAGCUGCCAGAGACUGAAGCUGAGGCACACAAGGCAGGGAUCAGGCUGUAGAGAUAAAGCAGAGCUGUGCUACAAAUAGGAGCGAGUGGAGUGCAGUGGAGAGCACAGACACAGAUUGAAGUUGUUCUGCCUGGAGGUGAGGCCUUUGCCUGUGUCCUGUGUUUUCUCAGAGAUUCCAGCCACUGUAUUGUUUUUCUUCAGGAGGCAAUCAGCACAUACAAGGAAGAUGUUUUUUGAUUAGAACAAUAUGUAAGACAAGACUUUGCAAAGCUUCACCAGAUUCAGCAAGUAAAGGAACAACAUCUCAUCCAGGAACUUAAUAAUGAAGAAGCAAAACAUUCUGAAUGAAAUGGAAGGAUGCCUGGAACGCGUUAAACAUGAUAUUAUUGCUUCCCAGAUGGCAAUGUCUGCUGUUACCGUGGAGCUCAAGAAAGAAAAAGAAGAAACUGCGAAAGUGACGGAAGAACAUUUUGAAGCCAUUGAAAAUGAUGUUAAGGCCACUCCAGAGAUGUUAUACAAUAACUUGAAACUUGUACAACAGGAGCAGUCUCAUCCUGGGAUUCAGAAACCUUCUCCAUGUAUUGGUCGAAAGUCAUGUGGGACGAGGGGAUUGCUAACAGUACCUGAAACCUUUGAGGAUGUUGUUGUCAGUUUCUCAGAAGAGGAGUGGAACAUGUUAGAAAAAGAUGAGAAGGAGCUUUACAGGGAAACGAUGCUCAAUAACUAUGAAACCAUGGUUUCAGUAGGAUACAGAAUCCCUAAAAAGAAGUUAUUACUGUUAUUAAAAACAGAUGAGCUACCAGAAGGUGAUGUGGAGGGGGAAAAUAGCAGAGAACAGAAGGAUAGUAUUGAAGGUAAUCUUCAUGGUAACAAAAACGCAGAUUGUAGAAGGGGUUGCAGCCAGCAGCCAUCACUUGGGCCAUUUGAAUUAUAUCGUCCAGGAGAGAAUCUGAAGCAGAGGGCUCAGCCUGUAAAGGGGUAUAAGAAGUCUCACUUCACUCAUGUGAGACAACAUCUCUCAAAACAUAAGUGUAGCAAGAGCUCUGAACGUGACAGUCUGGGAGCUUACACAGAGAAGAAACCAUAUAAAUGUACUGAAUGCACUAAGUGUUAUAAAUACAAGUCACAACUAAAAUACCAUCAAAGCUAUCACACGGGCAACAAACCUUAUAAAUGUACUGAAUGCACUAAGUGUUUUUUAUACAAGUCACAACUAAAAUACCAUCAAAACUAUCAUACAGGCAACAAACCUUAUAAAUGUACUGAAUGCAAUAAGAGUUUUUUAUACAAGUCAAACUUAAAAUGCCAUCAGAGCUCUCACACAGAUGAAAAACCAUAUAAAUGUACUGAAUGCAGUAAGGGCUUUAGACGCCUCCGCAAUCUUGAAAACCAUCGUGCUGUUCACACAGGUAACAAACCAUAUAAAUGUGCUGAAUGUGGUAAGGGCUUCUCACAGUUUAGUACUCUUCGAAUCCAUUGUUCUGUUCACACAGGAGAGAAACCAUAUAAAUGUCCUGAAUGCAGUAAGUGUUUUCGACUAAAGGAAGCCUUGAAAACCCAUCAGCGCUCACACACAGGAGAGAAACCAUAUACAUGUGCUGAAUGUAAUAAGUGUUUUAGACAUGUCGGUAGUCUUCAGCGCCAUCGUGCCACUCACGUGGAAGAGAAGCCAUAUAAAUGUGUUGAAUGCGGUAAGUGUUUUCAGUUAAAGGCACAACUCAAGCAGCACCAAAACAUUCACAUAGAGGAGAAACCUUAUAAAUGUGCUGAAUGUAGUAAAUGUUUUCGACUAAAGGAAGCCUUGAAAACCCAUCAGCGUUCACAUACAGGAGAGAAACCAUAUACAUGUGCUGAAUGCAGUAAGUGCUUUAGGCAUGUCGGUAGUCUUCUGCGCCAUCGUGCCAUUCACGUGGAAGAGAAGCCACAUAAAUGUGUCAUGUGUGGUAAGUGUUUUCGAUUAAAGGCACAACUGAAACAGCACCAAAACACGCACAUAGGCGAGAAACCUUAUAAAUGUACUGUGUGCCGUAAGUGUUUUGCAGUUCUCUCAGCUCUUCAGCAGCAUUAUGCCAUUCACAUGCAUGAGAAGCUAUAUAAAUGUGAUGAAUGCAGCAAGUGUUUUAAACAAAAGUCACACCUAAGAUAUCAUCAGUACUCUCACAGAGGGGUGAAACCUUAUAAAUGUACUGAAUGCAGUAAGAGUUUCAUAUAUCCCAGCAGCCUUAAAAGCCAUUGUUUCACUCACACAGGAGACAAGCCAUAUAAAUGUACUGAAUGCAACAAGUGUUUUACACAGUCUUCUGGUCUUAGAAAGCAUCUUCGCAAACAUCAGACACUGAAACAAUACUAAUUCUUUGAACUCUAAUCCUGCCCUGACUUAGGAAUGGGGCCCAUUCCUGUUAUGGUAGUAGAAAUCCCAAGCAUUUGGAGAAAUUAAAAAGAGAGAGAGAGCAUGGAGGGAUAUAAUCAGCAAGAAAAGGAGAGUAGUUUUGCUGGAACUGAAUUCAUCCUCAAGUCUUGUUGAGUACCUUCAUGUAGUGGACCUUGUAUUUACAAAGCAACACUGAUAUGUAGUGAGUAUUUUAUAAGUCGUGGAGAAAGGUGGAUAAAAAAAAAGCAGGGUGCAUAGGUCCCAAGAUAGAAAGUGCACUCUCCCAGGGUACGUACUAGUGAUAGGCAGUGUAGAGUCCUUAAGACUUGGAAACAUUCCAAUCACAUGUCUACACGGUGUGGUAAAAGGAGGUAAUAGUCUACAAAAAAAAUGGACAUUCCUAGCCAGAGGCAUAGAAACAAUAAAGUGGACUGUUGAGGAUAAGAAAGAGGUUAUGCUCUGUUACUACAUGGGAUAUGUAGCAAGAGUGAGAAAGAAAUUAGAGGAAAGAGAGAUACUUGCACAAGAAAACCUGUUAAAAGCUGCAGAUCAAAAUCACAGAAAUUGUUGAAAUUGUUAAAAAGAAAGAAUAUUGGAAAUGAAAAGAAAUUUGGUGUGGUGUAAUCUUUAUGCAGAGAAGAAAGCUAAACUAAUUGGUACAGAAAUGCAACUCUAAACAUAUUUGAAGAGAAAUACAGGCAAGGGCACAUAGAUGUGAUACAUUCACAAUAAAAAAUACAAUCUUAAAAGUGGAAUGUAAUUAAUAAAAAAAAGUUUAUGAAGGUGGAAAUUAAACAAAUAGAAAUGUAAGUUGAUAGACUAACAGCAAAGCGAAGGAUUUACUGUAGAAACUCCAAUGCAGGCAGUAUUAUAAGGGCCAAUGAGUCCAGCAGAUGGAGAUGGAUGCAUCUCUGAAGAAGAUGUGCCGCACCUCAGUGUUCUGGAACCUUCUCUAAGAGACUUGUUGAAGGUCCAGUUAGAAUUACACAGCAAACAGAGCAAAUAGAGUGCUUUCAGUCUACAAGAGAAUGACUCAAGGGAAUAGCUGCUUGAUUUAACAGAUAUGGACAGCUGAAUAUGAAAGAAACAGAUUACAAAAAGUGACGUAAGACCCAAGAUGUUACAAGACUGAUACAAUAAAUGAGCACAGAAUUUGGGACAGUUCCAGUAAAAUCCUGUGAUGUAACAAAAAUAGAAUAUACCACUGUGUAGCUAAACUAAUAAUAAAUGUGAUACCACAAAAAUGUACAGCAAGAUGGGAAAAGAAGGGAACAAGUAGAAUGCUACCAUGGAAGUAUGAAAGAGAAAAUUUAUACAGCAGCUAAGAUGAGAAAUAUUACUGUUCUAAGAAUACAGAAAAGGGCACAGAGCUUGAAAAAUUCUUAAAACAAUAGAUGCGAUAACAGAAACAGGAUAUCAAAGCACAUCAGUAUUUAUUAUACACCCUUCUUAAUAAUAAAUUGAAAAUAACAGUACAAGCAGAAAAACUUAGAAGGUAUGCAGACAAAUGUAAAGGCAAAUACAGAACAAGCAAUUCAUUGAUAACCCCCCCCACCCGAAAAAAGAAGAUUUUAUAGAGAUUUGGAAAACAAGCUAAAAUCAGUUAACACCGCUUAAAGAAGAAAUCAGUACAUUUUGUUUGAACAUAAUAAAGAUGCAGAAUGGAUCAAAGAGCUAAAACAGUAAGAAGCUCUGAUAUAGUGAAUAUGAAAUGGGUGGAAGUAACCGACAAAAAAAAUGAGACCAAGUAAACAAAGGCCUCUAACUGGAAACCCCCAAAUCCAGAUGCAGUGCCUAACUUCCAGUUAACAGCAGUAACAAAGCUACAGAAGGAUUUUAGCCCCAUAUAAAAUGUACUUGUAUGUACAUCCAAAAUAGACACCAAACUGGGUUACCAGCCUGAGAAAAACACAGUCCUCCUUAAGAGUGAACCUGCAAGCCAUCCUAAGAACUGUAGAUCAAUAACUUGCCUUCCAACAAUAUAUAAAUGAUAUACUGGAAAUGAUGCAGUCUGAAUUUAUAGUCAUGUAGAAAAAAAGAAUUCAGUCACGCAAGUAGAGCAAAAUAUUGGGAAAAAGUCGUAUGGAACAAACAAGUCAUCUGUUGUUAAGUAUAGCCAUAGCAUCGAGCUGUAAAAACAGCCAGGAUCAACGUAUGUUGUGGAUAGCUUACAAAAAGCCUUCAACACCAUCCCGUAUUCACAGAUUGUGAAAUGCCUGCAAGUGGAGAAGAAAGUCCACAUCAAUCAGUUACGCUAAAGUGACUUUGAAACUGUGGCAAAUUACUGUACAGUUGUGUCAUGCUCUGGAGUAAAUUAUUAUCCCAGGGAUAAAAAUUCUAAGGGGGGUAUUUCAGGGUGAGCCUUUGUUGCCAUUGAUGUUUUGUCUUGCUUUUAUCUCAUUAAGCAGUUUACUUAACAUACUAGGUUACAGCUACAGCAUGGCCUUCAAAAAAACAAUGCUAUUCAAAGACAUCUCAUCUACUUUUUGUGAAUUUAAAAAUGUACAGCUCAAAUAAGAAUCUGAAAGCACAACUACAAAUGUUUAAAGAUGCAUAAAUAUCUGUGAAGUGUGAAUCAGCUUGCUGUUUCUGUUUUUACUUACAGAUUUGGCAUGCUUGACUGCCUCCAAAAAGUGUUGGAUCAGGUGAACAGGAAAGCAGCAAAACUACUUCAUGUUCAUCAAAUGAUAUGUAAAAAACAAUGCAUGACAAUUGUGUAUCCCCUGGGUCUGAAGGAUGUACAGGCCCCUUGAAAUUGAUAGUGUAUAGGAAAGGAUAAUAGGACUGCAUGCAUAUUUGUUGGCAUCAUCAGCUUCAAACAUAGUGAAAGUUCUAAAUCAUGAAGAAAAUCAGUUUAAGGUGUUUUAUUUACUCAGAUUGUAGAAAUAUUUCAGAAAGUGUGUAUGGAAAUCAAACCUGAAGUAGGCAAACAUGAGGUGGCAAAAGAAAGUGUCAAAGGAAAGAAAGAAUGUAAAGGUCAUAACUAGAAAAAAAUUUAAAGAAAACUAGGAAGCUUACAAUUAUAGUGGCAUGAAUAUUGAACUGAAACAACCACAUGUUGAUCAGGACUUGAUACUUGAAUGGCAAAAAAAUGUGAAUUUAAGCCAAAGGCUGAAAUAUUAAUGGUGGUAAUUCUUAAUAGUGCAUUUGGUGAAUGUUGGCUUACAAAGUCUAUAAUGUCUGUAAAAGAUAGUGGGAGAUGUGGAUAAAUGUAGGCUGUGUAGUACAAACAAGAAACAGUUUCCACCCUUGCUUCUGAUUGUAGUACACUCAUGGCUAAGGGCCUGUGUACUCAAAGAUACUGUAAUGCGGCAAGACCACUGGGAUUGUGCAAACUAUAAUUUACAAGUAAGUGACACAUAUUGGAAGGAAGCACAACAAAGAAUUAAUGAAAAUAAAGAAGUUGUAAUCAGACAGAAUUAUCCACAACCAAGAGUCAAGAAAGCUGAAGCAAGGAUACAUUUAAAUAUCUAAAGAUAGUGAUACCAUCCGGCAUACUGAGAUAUACAAAUUCAAAAAACUGCCAGGAUAUGCAAGCUGAAGCCAAAGCACUCUUCAACAAGGAAACACUGUUCCAGUUGUAGCAGGAGUAACAGAGGUAGUAGAAAAUAAAUUUCAAGCAUGCUUCAAUACAUGUAACUCCACAUAAACUGCAGAAGGAGGCAAUUAUUUGUACAUGCAGUUGGUGAGAGGAACAUUCUUGGCAAAAAUCUAAGAUUUUAACAACUAAUUUCACAAAUUUUAAUUUUAACGUGACUGCGGAAUUUAAUCUUUUCCCAUGGAGGUAUAAGAAACCCUAAACAUUUGGAUAAAAUAAAAAAGAGAAAAAGUACUUAAAAAAUAAAAGUCAACACCACGUAAAUUCCACACAAAAUGGAUGUUUAUUGAAACACAAUAAACAACACGAGUAAACGCUUUCACCUGUUUCAUACAAGCAUCAUCAGAGUCCUUGUUCUAGCAUUAACUCAAUAUAGUAACAAAACACCAAUCAAAACCAAGUAAUUACAGCCUGCCUACCUAGAAACAUAAAAAUGAAAUGUCAUUACUGUACUCACAAUGCAUAAAAACACUAAAAAAAUCUUGACAAUUCAUACAAAAAUAAACUUUAUUAAAUUAAUGCUGCCCUUAAUCUCAGUAUACUGGCCAUGGAACAAUGGUCAUUAAUACCUAGGGACACUGUGGCAUUGAGUCUUAAUUGCCGCAUUAUCUCCCUAGCCUCAAGUGUAGUUUUAGCAUUGCCCCCCCCAUCAUUGUGUUUAACCCUAUCGACGACAAAGAAGAAAAAUGUAUUAAAAUUUCCACAAAUUUCACUGUGACAAUAUAAUGCAUUAGUGGUUUUUCUAUUUCUAAUGUUCCUAACAUGUUCUGCCAUAUGGUCUCGUAACCGGCGGGUAGUUUUCCCUACAUAAAAUGCAGGGCAUGUACCACACACAGCAACAUAUACCACCAUUUUUGUGUUGCAGUUGGCACGUCCUGGGCAUUGUAUUGUCCAACCAUGACCUUCAGUGGUCAUAUAUGGGUCUUCAUGUAUAAAUCUACAGAACCUGCACAUACCACAUUUACUCAUAUGGGAGUAAUAACAUUUAUUAGAAAGCUCUUUAUUCAUGUCAAAAAUGUAUUUCAAGUUCCUCCCUCUGCUGUAGGUUACCAUGGGUUCUCACCCAACUUACUUUUCAAUUCACUGCUAAUAGUUGCAUCCCAGCAAUUAUUAAUAAGCAUUUUUAGUGCCUCAGAGUACCGGUUAAAGGGCAAAACAGUUUGUUCUUUCAUUUCCAUACCUGCACUCAUUAAUAAAAUCGGGGUGGAUAUAUCCUUCUGUUUUUUACGGAUUUCAUUUCUAGUCUUGGUUAAUAACCUAUUUGGGUAACCUCUGUUCAUAAAAAGUCCAAUCAACUUGGACAUUUCUGUCUGAAACACAAGGUCAUCACUCACUAAUCCGGAAAGGCAUACCAUCUGUCCCUUCACAACCCCUUUCUUUUGGUGAGGGAGAUGGCAACUAUCAAAUUGUAGGAGCAUAUUGGAGCAAGUCUCUUUCCUAUAAAUGGUGGAACAUAAUUCCCCCUUCAGGGUGUGCUUAUGUAACAGUAUGUCCAAGUAAUGUAUUUCAUUCAGGCCAACAUUAUAGGUAAAUCUUAAAAUAAAUCAGUUGCACCUGUUAGGUACAACACAAAAUCUCUGAUUGUAUUCUUUGUGCCACGCCACAAAACAAGGAUAUCAUCAAGAAAAUGUACCUAUAGGGCAACGUCCGUCAUGUAACUAGACUCAAAAACAAAUUUCCUUUCCCACUCGGCAAGCACAAGGUUUGCAUAUAUGGGGGAACACCUUGCCCCCAUUGCAACACCAGAUUUCUGUCUAAAGUAUUCCCCCUUGAAAUACAAAAAGUUGUUUAAGACUAUCUCCAUCAUCUCAACAAGUAGAUUUCUUAUGACGUUAUGAAUGCCCUCAACAUUUAAUAAGCUCUCACCAAAACACUCCAGACCGAUGUCAUGCAGAAUAACCAUAAAAAGGUUAAUCACAUCAAUUGUAGUAAACGUAUAUUCAUCCAUAAUAAUAUUGUCCCUAAACAACUCCAAGCAGUGCCAGGAGUCCUUCAGGAUGUGUGGUUUGGUGGAAAGUACUUUCUUGGUACACACAUCAGUAUAGGAAGACAAUUGUUCCGUCUUUGAGUUUCUAGCAGCGACAGUCGGUCUAAAUGGGGGGUUGUUGAUGUUUUUAUGAAUUUUCAGGAUUCCAAAUGUAGUGGGAAUCACCAGAAAAUCGACAAAUAAGUAAUCUAAUUCAUCUGCAUCUAGCACAUCCUGACAAAAUGAGUCAAAUAACCACUAGUUAAUGCUGGUAUAAGCCAUAUUAACUUCAUUUAAAGACACCCUUUCGUACAUAUUGCUGUCAUUCAAGAUGUCAUACAUUUUGCUAACAUAAUCAUUAUGUAACAUUAAAACCAUUCUACCACCCUUGUCGGGUUUCAUCACCUGGUAUUCUCUGGAUGCAAACCACAUUUUUAGGCAUGCUCUCUCAUUGAUGUUUAAAUUGUCAGAAAAAAAAACAGUUGGUUUACUAAUAUAUCUUCUUAAUUCAAAUUUACAUGUCUGUUCAAAAGUAUGUACCACAACAUUUUGUGGUGGUAUAAAGGUACUUUUUCUUUUCAACAUUUGGUUGUCACCUGUUUUCACAAUACCUUGUACAUUAAAAAACAAAGUCAAGUUCAAUUGUCUAGUAAAAAGCUUCAAACCUGUAAGUACCUUGGCAGUAUCUAAUCUGUAGGUAGGAACAUAAGAAAAAGCUUUACUUAAACUAAAAUGUCCAUCAGUUGUCACAUCUAUAAAAUUAUAGAUGGAAAAAAUCGCCUUUUACGCAUUUUACAGUCAAUAUUUCUUCAGCCAAAUUACCCACUAGAACCUGUGCAUUUAACGGUUCCUGUGGUAAUUGUCCUUCCUGCCUUGGUAGUUGGAGCCCUUCUACUGUUGUUUCUGUCUCCCAUAAGGGACAAAGCUCUUGGUUUUGAUCUGGAGAUGUUCUGACUGCCUCAAAGGGACUUGGUGAUCUAAAAAAUAAUCAUUGGUAUCACUAUAGUCACCAGCUUGGUCUACAGACAAAUUGCCAUUAUUAUGUCCAGAAUUGGAGACCCAAACAGCAUCCAUACAGCCAGUUUCUUUAGUGUUAGGUUCAGGAUACACUCUCUUCUCUUUGUAGUCAGUUGUAUCCCUUAAUAACUUUCUCUGUUUUCUAGCCAGCCCUUCAUCUACAAACUUAGAAAGAUCCGCAAAAAUUUUUUCAAAAGAACUUUUGUUACAGUAAAAUAAUGUCUUUAGUAAUGCUGUCAUUAAGUUCAGUUACUUCUUUUUGCAAUACUUUAAGCCUACAUUCAUUGUCAUGUAUAGUAAUAUGCAUUAACUGCAUACCUGUGUUGUCAAAAAGUUCCAAAAGUUCCUGAUGCAUAAUGGAAUCAUAGUUCACAGCUGUAAAACUCCAUAGAGGGAGACCUUUAGGAACCUGUUUAAGUUCCAGCAAACGUUUCAAAAACAUGUUAUUCAUUUGCAGGCUUCUAAGUUUCCUCACUAAUUUUUCUUCUUUUUCUUUGUUUUUUCAGCUUUUCCCGGUUAGGGGUCGCCACAGCGGAACUCCGGUCUGCUAA
Messenger RNA from Protopterus annectens (West African lungfish), 9674 nucleotides. RefSeq names its product zinc finger protein 883-like. The record is from RefSeq and is a predicted model, not a curated record. Gene Ontology annotation, molecular function: DNA-binding transcription factor activity, RNA polymerase II-specific; RNA polymerase II transcription regulatory region sequence-specific DNA binding. Gene Ontology annotation, cellular component: nucleus. The transcript is spliced from 5 exons. Lineage: Eukaryota; Metazoa; Chordata; Ceratodontiformes; Protopteridae. Bases 494 to 2521 code for a protein of 675 amino acids. Gene Ontology annotation, biological process: regulation of transcription by RNA polymerase II.